AUGGCGGCGUCGUGCGCCCUGCCUGCCGCAACAGGCGCUACCAUCCAAGCCACCGCGCUCACCUCUUCACGUGCCGCCGGCCCACAGCGUUCCUCUCCGCGUGUCGGCUUCCCAUUGCGGCGCCGCACCGCAACUAUCGCGCUGCGCUGUUCUGCAUCUUCGUUCCGUCGCGUCUCAUCUGCCUCAUCCCUCUCCACCUCCCCCUUCCGCCGUAUCUCCUCCGCCUCCUCCCUAUCCGCGUUGUCCUCAUCCUCUUCUCUCUCCACCUACACAGCUUUAAACGUCGCUCCUCUCUCCUAUGCCCGCUCGCACAGACCCUUCCUCACCUCUCCUCGCCGGAAACUCCAGGGAGCGCGUUUCUUGACCGUACGCGCUGCGGCCAAAUCCGGGGUGACUAAUACCGGAGGUGCGACGGAGCAAUCGCCCAAGGCACUCCAACGGCAGGGGUCGCUGGGCGUGUGCGACGAGAAACCGUCGCCGCAGUCGUCGCUGACCAUCGAACGGCAGGGAUCUCUCCCGGUACCCACAGAUGAAACCGACACUCUACCUCCGCCGUCCGUGGCCCCCAUCUCUGUUCCCGAGCCGCUCGACGAGGGCCUCAUCGAGCCGUCGAGCCCUCGCGCCUCGGAGACAGGCGUGGACCGCAUCGAGUCGCAGGCGCGAACGACGCUCUCAAAGCUUAAGCACAUUCUUUAUAAGAUCAAGACACGUGCUGCCGACGUUCAAACGUCUGUAACGGUCUAUCCUCCUUCAGCGGGAGAUGCGGCGGGUAUUCCCGGUGCUGUUGCCGGGAAUACUGAUAGUGUAUCAGACACCAGAGAAAACGAGUUACAAUUUGAUGGCGACGCGAACGGAGGUAAGGUGGAGGAGGAACAGCUAGUCUUCGUUUCGCAGCAGAUCAAACUCGACCUUGGGAGCAUCCCGUCCGUUGAUCUAGACGUUCCGAUUGACAUCGACGCAUCCUCGCCGUCGGAAGUAUCGUCGGUCCCUCUCUCUCCCUCGUCCUUCUCAGCCCAGAGCCUUUCCACCCUUUUCUCGGGUUUCUCUCCUUCCGAAAGUCCCGCCGCAAUUCCCGCGAGCGAGCAGCAGCUCGACGUGCAGCAGAUGGACGCGCUGACGUGUACUCGCGCCUCGAUUCGAUUUGACGAGGAAACGCAAACGGCAAUAGUCACUGUAACGGCGUCCGUCCGAGCCGCGGACCUGGUGGACCGUGCCGCGUACACGGAGCGCACUAUGGCCAUGGCGACGCGCGCCAUAGCGCGUACGUGCCUCGUGCUGGACCAAAAGGCGCAGCGCAAAGCAGCAGAAGCCGUCUCGUCAGCAUCCCAGCCGCCACUGUCGCCGGCGGCAGCUGCAACCUCAGUAGCGCAGCCGCCGAUUGACACCUCCCUGCUACCACCGCAAAUUGCGCCGGAAAAGGUGGAAGAUCAGGUGCUGACGCAGGAGCAGAGGGAGCAGGAGAGGGAGCUAGUGGACCUGCUAUCGACGGGCAGGAUCGUCAGCUGGAGGAUGGCGGGCCGCGAGCUUGGAUCCACGCCAUUCCGUCCGCUCUACGUGGUCAAUCUGGCGGCCGGCGACGGGGCUGACGGCGAGAAGACGGUGCAGGCGCUGUACCGGCCGGUGGUUGGCGGCGACGCGAGGCUGCGAUUCCAGCGCGCUCCUGCGGAAUGGGUCGCGUACAAGCUCUCCCGCGUGUUGGGGUUGGACGUGGUGCCGCCAGUGGCGGUGAGGCAGGGCGUGCAGCUGGGGUCGCGGCGGUUCGCGCAGGGCACCAUGACGCUGCUGCCGCACCUGCUGCACCCGCUCGCCUCCGUGCACCCCUCCCGCCUGCGCGCGCCCACGCAGGCGCACACGGUGAUCAGCAGCAUCCGCAUUCUCGACGCCCUCAUGGGCUCCUCCCUGCGCCGCCCCUCCGGCUUCUUCGCCGCCCAGCACUGGUCCGGGGACGGCAAGCUCUCGCCCGUAGUGCUCUCGCACCCCAUGGGCCCGUCUCUCGGCGCCGGCCUACAUGCCAUGUGGUCCAAGCGCGGCACGGGAGCGGGCGGCAGACUGAAGACGGUGGCAGGGUUUGUCCUGACUCGCCUGAGGAGAAUGAAUCGCGCGCAGCUGCUGGAGGAGAUGGGCGGCGCACUGACAGCGGGGGAGAUGGAGAGGGUGUUGGACAAGCGGGACCAGAUGGUGGGGUACUUUGAUGCACUCGCUGCUAAGAUGGGGCAUCAGGCAGUCGUCAGUCCCACCAUGCCCGUCCCACCAUGGCCUUUCCACCAUGCCCGUUCCACCAUCCCACCAUGCCCGUUCCACCAUCCUGCCAUGCCCGUUCCACCAUCCUGCCAUGCCCGUUCCACCAUCCUGCCAUGCCCGUUCCACCAUUCCUUGCCUUGCCAUCCCCCUUAUGCAAGCAUCCCUUGUGUAUUCGGUGUGUGGGCUGCUAUUCUCAACACGGUCUUCAAUGCUGCGCUGAUUGUGGAGUCAGCACAGCAGCAAGGGGUAAGGUGGGAGCGAUUGGUUGAAAUCUUGCGAAGCAGCCAGCGAUGCAUGUGGGCGGCGUCGCAGAGUACUAUCGUGCGACCCUCAACGACUGACGACUGCCGUCGCAGCUACAGCCUGCUGUGCCCUCACCUCCUCGUCCUAGCCUCCAUUCGUCCGUUUUUCCUUCAUGCUAGAAGCUUUCACAUUCCAGAACGCAUUCCAGGGGAUCGUGGCCUCGGUGACAUUGUUCACGAUAUUGCCGAAUGGACCCAUCUGGCAUGGGUCCUCCACCUGCGACGGGCCCACCUGGACUAUCUGAACCACCUGACGGACCACCUGGAGCGAGCGGCACGGCGUCACCUGGACCAGGACCAACGAGGCCACGUGGACCUCAAGAGCACAUGUCACCUGGGCCCGGACCACGUGUGCCUUCCGGACAGGGCGGGUUUGCGCCACGUGGACCUCUUGGGCAUAUGUCACCUGGCAUGCCGUUUCCACGUGGGAUGGGCUCGCCUGGGCCGCGGUUUCCCGGUCCGUCGUAUCCCCCCCGUCCGCCGCAUUCUCCUUUUUCUCCGCAACAAUCCGCGCAUGGCGCUUAUGCAAGACCCGCUCCGCCGUACGGGGGAGGCCCGCCGCAGAACCCGCACGGGGGCUUUCCGCCAGGCCCGCCCGAAGGAGUUCCGCCAGGCGGAGGGGCUCCGCCUUGGGGAGGACUCCGACAAGGAGGCUAAGGCGGGCACAGCAGCAUUAGCUGGUGCCGGCGCGGCUGCUCCCACUGCUGCUGCUGCGGAGACGACUAAGGCUGAGAAGGGCGGUGCAGGGGCGCAGGGGGGCGAGGGGAAGCAGGUCAACGGAGUCAACGGGGGGAAGGAGGGGGAGACGGGCAAAGAGGGCAAGGAGGCGGGGGAGGAUGGGGGAGGGGAGAAGGAGGGCGGUGGUGAGGCAGCACAGGGCAAGGAAGGGGAGGGGAAGGAGGGCGGGGAGAAGGGCGGUGGGGAGAAGGAGGAUGAGGAGAAGGGAAGUGCGGAGGUUCCACUGGAAGAGCUGAGUCUGGAGGAGAGGGCAAUGAAGUUCCGUGAGAUGCUCAAGGAGAAGGGAGUGGCGCCGUUUUCCAAGUGGGAGAAGGAGCUGCCCAAACUCAUCUUCGACGCACGCUACAAGGCCAUCCCAUCGCUGCCGUUGCGGCGGGCCAUAUUUGAGGAGUUUGUGCGCACGCGGGCGACGGCGGAGCGCAAGGAGAAGCGGUCGGCACACAAGGCGGCUGUGGAGGCAUUCAAAGUCCUGCUGGACGAGAUGGAGGAGAGCGGGGACCUGACACACGAGUCAACGGUGGCCUCGCUGCAGGGUGAUGCCAAAUGGGGCUCUGACCCGCGCCUCCUGGCUGCAGCGCUGGAGGAUAAGGACCGCCUCGCUCUCCUCAAUGAGCGGGUGGUGCCUUUGAAGCGGUUGGAGGAGGAGAGGCAGCAGCAGCGCAAGGAGGCGGCAGAAGAAGCGUUUGUGGAGAUGCUGAAGGAGUUCCGUGGCAAGCGCUACAUCGCCCUCUCCUCCCGCUGGUCCAAGGUGCGGGAGGAGUUGAAGGAGGAUGAGCGGUACAGUGCGGUGGAGCACUGGGAGGACCGUGAGCGGCUGUUUGACACCUUUAUGGACACACUGCAGCGCGAGGAGGAGGAGAAGGAGAGGGAGGCGCGCAGGCGGUGGGAAGAAGAGGAGCGGAAGCGCGAGCAGGAGCGAGAGGAGAAGAGGCUGCGGCAGCGCGAGGAGGAGAAGAAGGAGCGGGAGCGGGCGCGUGUGCGGCGGCGGGAGGCCAAGGAGGACUUUGAAGACCUGCUGCGCCGCGAGAUACAGACGCCCAAUAUAUCAUGGAUAGACGCGAGGGAGAAGCUGGAGGAGGACGAGGCGUCGUGCUAUUGGAACAAGGAGCUCACCAGCCGUGACCGCCAGGACCUCUUCUACGAACACAUGGCUCGCCUCAUCAAGCGCGUGCAGAGGGAGUUCCGUGAGCUACUCGAGGAGGAGCUGUCGGUGGCCGCCAUCUCCGAGGCUCGUGAGGACGGGCUGCGCCUCGCCUCCUCCUGGGCCGAUGCUAAGUCCGUGCUUCGGCACCAGGACCGGUACCGCGACCUGGUUCGGCACGAGCGGGAGGAGCUGUGGCGGGAGCAUGUGAGGAGCCUGGAGGGGGAGUUGAGGGAGGCCGGGGUGAUUGAUGGGGAGGGGAAGGAGGUUGAUGUUGCUGCUGUUAAGAGGGAUCGGCGGCGGAGGAGGAGGAGGAGGGAGAGGGAAGAGGAGGAUGAUGAGGAGGAGAAGAGAGGAGGUGGGGAGAAGGGAGAGGAUAAGGAGGAGGGGGGAGAAGGGAGGGCGUUGGGAGAGGGUGGAGGGGAGAUGGAGGGAGAGGAGGAGAGGAGGGAGGAGGGUGAGGGGAAGGCGGAUGAAGAAAAGGAGAAAGAGGGGAAAGGGGUGGGCGAGAACGAGAGGGAGGAGGCGGAGAGAGGAGAAAGAGAUGGUAUGCAUGUGGAAGAAGCAGAUAAGGAAGAGGAGGAUAAGGAGAGGGAAGAGAAGGAGAAAGAAGAGGAGAAGGUGGCGCAUGGUGUGGCGGCUGGGAGGCGAGGAGAGGAACGAGCAGAGAAUGGGGAGAGAAGCGAUGGGGGAGUUAUGAACAAUGAGGGGAGUGAGAAGGAGGAGAAGUGGGAGGAUGAAGGGAGGGAUGAGGACUGGGAGACAGGCGGGGGGAUGGCUGGGAAGUUGGGGAAGGGGACGGGAGGGAGCGGUUCCGGUAGGGAGGGAGAGCGAGGAGAGGACGAAGAGGAGGAGAAGAGCAAGAGGUCAGAGGAGAAGGAGAAGGAGAGAGGAGGGAAGAAGAGGGGUGAUGAUGGGAACGAGAAGGAAGAUGAUGAGGAGGAGGGAUCAGAUAUGGAGCACAAGCACAAGUACAAGCACAGACACAGGGAGAAGCGAGAGGAAAGGCGCGCAGAAAAGGAGAGGGAGAAAAAGGAGAGGGAGAGGGAGAGGGAGAGAGAGAAGGAGAGGAAGGAGAAGGAGAGAGAGAAAGAAAGGAAGAAGGAAAGGGAGAAGGAGAGGGAGAGGGAGAAGGAAAAAGAGAGGGAGAGGAAGAGAGAGAGGGAGAGGGAGAGGGAGAAGGAGAAGGAGAGGGAGAGGGAGAGGGAGAGGGAGAAUGAAAAAGAGAGGGAGAGGGAGAGGGAGAGAGAGAGGGAGAGGGAGAGGGAGAAGGAGAAGGAGAAGGAGAGGGAGAGGGAGAAGGAGAGGGAGAGGGAGAGGGAGAGAAGGAGAGGGAGAGGGAGAGGGAGAAGGAGAAGAGAAGAAGAGGAAUAA
Molecule: messenger RNA, 5796 nt
Organism: Closterium sp. Yama58-4
Lineage: Eukaryota; Viridiplantae; Streptophyta; Zygnematophyceae; Desmidiales; Closteriaceae
Source: the annotation of a GenBank genome assembly